AUGACCUUCGAGCUGGACGAAGUGACCGCGCUGUCGCUGCUGGAGGGCUGCGACCUGGCCGAGGACGUGGAGGCCAUCCCCUCCCCCUCCGCCACCGUCGACUCGCCGCUGAAAGCUCGCCCAGUGCGCCAGUGCGGGCGCCUUGCGCGGUGGGACGAAGUGAUAACUCUGCGGAAGGCAGAAAAGCAAUUAUGCGUCCAGCUGCGGCAGCUGCAGCAGAGUUUGCGGCUGAAGAAUAAGAAGCAGCUGCUC
Phytophthora sojae is the source of this 252-nucleotide messenger RNA. RefSeq lists its product as hypothetical. NCBI's taxonomy places the organism in Eukaryota, Oomycota, Peronosporomycetes, Peronosporales, Peronosporaceae. The annotation marks the transcript as partial. The record is from RefSeq and is a predicted model, not a curated record. The transcript has a single exon.